AUGGCCACCUACGACCUGCAAACCCUCGUCGAAACCGACAUCAAAGCUGCCCUCCCCGCAGACAUCGUCGCCGAAAUCGUCUCGCAAGCCCCCUUCGUCACCGUCCCCGGCAUCUUCAACCUCCGCGACAUUAGCAGCGCAACAACGCCCUCCUCAACUUUUCCCCCCGUCCUCCGGCCGGGCUUCGCCUACCGCUCCGCUGCCCCGCUCUCCGAGCUCCCCGACGGCGGCGCGACAGCGCUCACAACGCUGGGUAUCAAAAAGAUCUACGAUUUGCGCCGCCCCGAUGAGCGGACAAAGAAACCGAGUCCUGUUAUCGAUGGCGUCGAGGUAAUCUGGAUCCCAGAUACGCUGGAGGGGAAGCCGCCUGUUUCGGCGACGGAGCCCGUUCCAGAUCCGGAGCGCUCGACGGAGCGGCUCGUUGAUAUGUAUUUGAGUUAUCUGGUCUCGCAUGCGCCGGUGUAUAGGGCGGUUUUUGAACAUAUUCGCGAUGAGCCCGAGAAGGGGUUUUUGUUUCACUGCUCUGCUGGAAAAGACCGCACAGGCGUCCUUGCAGCCCUCAUCCACCGACUCGCAGGGAGCUCCGACGAAGCGAUCAUCCACGACUUUACGCUGACGCGCGUCGGCCUCGAGCCCGGGCGGCCGGCACUCCUCGCCGCGAUGGAGAGUCUUUACGGGAAAUCUGCGUGGGAUAAUCCCGUUCUCCUAGUCCUCUGGGGCGUGCAUGCUGCGGGAAUGACGGGGUUCCUGAAGGCGCUCGAUGAGAAUCAUGGCGGGGCGGUCGGAUACGUACAGAGUCUGGGAUUUGACGAGGCGGAUGUGCAGAGGAUUCGAGAGAAUUUGGUCAUUAAGAAGCUGGAGGGGAGUCUUUAA
This is a messenger RNA of Aspergillus calidoustus, 873 nucleotides long. NCBI's taxonomy places the organism in Eukaryota, Fungi, Ascomycota, Eurotiomycetes, Eurotiales, Aspergillaceae. The record is from the annotation of a GenBank genome assembly.